AGCCCGCCCGCCGCGCCCCGGACUGGCUCUGGACUUUCUCCCCGCGGCUCCGUUCUGCCCCCAGGUUGCGUCUAGCUGGAAUGAAUAUAUCUGCGCCGCCUUACUGUGUAGAGGAGAUCCCGCAAGCCAGGGGCGACUGUUCAUGGGGUCCCGGGCCGGAGCCCGCUUCUGACCCCGGGCUCGCCUUCCGCCACACCCCGGGGCUCGACUCCGCGCCCAGCCGGACCCCCAGCCCGGCCCCCGGCUCCGGCCCCGGCUCCGGCCCCGGCUCCGGCCCCGGCUUCGCCGCCUUCCGGCCGGGGGGGCCGGCGGGCCCCGCCUCGCCGCCCAGCCCGGACCCCAGCCCGGAGCCCGGCUAUGGAUACAGUCCGCCCCCGGGCCGGGGCGACGGCAAGCCCGGCGAGGACUCCCGCAUCCGCCGGCCCAUGAACGCCUUCAUGGUCUGGGCCAAGGACGAGCGCAAGCGGCUGGCGCAGCAGAACCCGGACCUGCACAACGCGGUGCUCAGCAAGAUGCUGGGUCAGUCGUGGAAAGCCCUGAGCCCCGGCGAGAAGCGCCCGUUCGUGGAGGAGGCGGAGCGGCUGCGCAUCCAGCAUCUGCAGGAUCACCCCAAUUACAAGUACCGCCCCCGGAGGAAGAAGCAGGCCAAGAAAAUCAAGAGGCUGGAACCCAAUAUCCUGCUGCACAACCUUUCCCAGCCCCGCAGCGGCGAGGGCUUCGCCAUGACUCACCCGGGGCCCGCACAGCCCGGCCACCAGCAGCCUCCCCCCCUCAACCACUUCAGAGAACUCCACCCCCUGGGCUCCGACCUGGAGAACUACGGACUGCCCACGCCGGAGAUGUCCCCGCUGGACGUGCUGGAGCAGAGCGAGCCGGCCUUCUUCCCUCCGCACAUGCAGGAGGACUGCGGGCUGAUGCCGUUCCGGGCCCCCUACCCGCACCCGCACCCGCACGGCCCGCCGCUGGAGUACCCCCCGGAGAAGGCCCUGGGCCGGGACCUGCUCGGGCCCUACGGGCAGCCCCCCGCCUCCGCCCACCUGGCCGAGGCCCUGAGGACCGCCCCGCCGCCCGGCCUCUACUACGGCCAGCUGUGCAGCGGGGCCCCGGCCGGCCUGUCCCCCCACCUGGGCCAGCUGUCCCCCCCGCCCGAGGCUCACCACCUGGACGGCGUGGAGCAACUGAGUCAGGCCGACCUGUGGACGGACGUGGACCGCAAUGAGUUCGAUCAGUACCUGAACAUGAGCCGGACUCGACCGGACGGCCCGGGCCUUCCCUAUCAGGUGUCUCUCUCCAAAGUGACUCCGCGGCCCCUCUCCUGCGAGGAGAGCAGUCUCAUCUCGGCCUUGUCCGACGCCAGCAGCGCCGUGUACUAUAGCACCUGCAUCACCGGCUAGAGCCGGGGAGGCCUCGGGCCCCGGGCCCCGCCCGCGGAUAGACACCCCUCCUCGCCCCCCAUCCCCACCCCAUCCCUCUAGCCGAAGCACCACCGUCUUAUUUAGAGUAUCUCAUUAAAUGCAUAGCGCUUCUUUUUGUAAAUGCUCGAGUCACUGAUAUACUGUAUAACUCUAUAACACAGAUGUAAUGUCCUUUUUUCCAAAGCACGGGGAUGGAUAGACCUAUAUAUGCGUGUGCAUGUCUGUGCGAAUAUAGACAUGUGUGCGUAGAUAUGCACGUGUGUGUGUGUGUGUGUGUGUGUAUACACCCUGCCUUGCAGAUGAGAACAAAACCUUAGCGGAUCAACCCCCCCGCCCCCCCCCGCCCCCCCCCCCCCCGAAAAACUUCCCAGUUCUCACUCCCAGCAAGAAGGCCCAUCGAGUAGAAAACAGAUGAGGUCAGCGUCCUCAACGACUCGCCCAGCACCUUGUUUACUCACUCGGGACGGGGGAGGCGAGUGGCUCUCUGCAAGGCUGCGAGUACUCUCUAUAUACACAUACUUGACUGUGUGAUACGUACAUACAGAUAUAUAUAUAUAUAUCUGUAUAUAUGUAUAUAAAUUGUCUGUACGUGCCUGUGGUUUUGGAAAAUGUCGCAAAGCUUCGUUACACUUUGUUUGCCAGGGGGGUUUGCCUCUGCUUACAGGGUCAGAGUUUUCUACCGUGUUUCUGGGACGUCUUCCUUUCGAAGCGAUAUAUUUUCAUUGGGCAAUGGGACUAUAUUUUUACUAAGCCUUUAUAUAUAAUAUGAUAUUUAAUUUUUUAUUAUCAGACAUCCUUUUUUAAAAAUCUGUUUUCUUCCAAGGGGAUUUCCCCUUGAGUUCUAAAGCAUCGAUGUAGCAAGGGCGGUUAUAGAAGGGGGGAGGAAAAAAAAAAGGCAUUUUUUAAAAAAAGAGAAAAACUUGUCCAGGAAAAGGGAUUCGACCGUAAACCUUGGGAAGCGGAAUAACCGGCUGGGAUUCUGCCCGGGGCUUUUAUCGGAUCUGUUUGAAGAGAAGCUGCUUUAUCCGGCGGGAAACGGGAAAAGGAGCGGGCGGUGUCGCUUCCUGGUUUCGGGGCUGGCGGUGCGGAUGUGGAUUUUCCGCAAUUAGCGGCUUCCUAACCGCUUCCAGACUCGGGCGCCCGGGGAGGCCGCUGAAAUCGAUUCCCGCCCGACUGUCCGUUCACCCAGAAAUGUCGCCUAACCGCCACCUCGGCCUCCCCCCACCAUCCCCGCGCACCCCGUCCCGGGCAGCGCCCCUCCGAUGCCCUGAGUCCGCCGGGGCAUCUCAAAUAAACGCAGCUACGGCCUUGUCUGGA
Messenger RNA from Ornithorhynchus anatinus (platypus), 2732 nucleotides. It is a transcript of the gene SOX18, whose product is annotated as SRY-box transcription factor 18. The record is from RefSeq and is a predicted model, not a curated record. The transcript has 3 exons. NCBI's taxonomy places the organism in Eukaryota, Metazoa, Chordata, Mammalia, Monotremata, Ornithorhynchidae. Gene Ontology annotation, biological process: positive regulation of transcription by RNA polymerase II; vasculogenesis; lymphangiogenesis. Bases 81 to 1394 code for a protein of 437 amino acids. Gene Ontology annotation, molecular function: DNA-binding transcription factor activity, RNA polymerase II-specific; RNA polymerase II cis-regulatory region sequence-specific DNA binding.